Messenger RNA from Osmia bicornis bicornis, 704 nucleotides. RefSeq lists its product as uncharacterized. Gene Ontology annotation, molecular function: protein binding. The coding region runs from base 147 to 566 and encodes 139 amino acids. The transcript is spliced from 2 exons. The record is from RefSeq and is a predicted model, not a curated record. Lineage: Eukaryota; Metazoa; Arthropoda; Insecta; Hymenoptera; Megachilidae.
AAAAUUUCGAUCAAUUCCCUUCAUAAUCCAUCGAAUUUCUAAUUUUAAAAACCUUCGCCCGGACGUGGAAUGAUCGAUGCGCAAACGACUGUACGAAAAGAGAAAAUGUUCGAUCGGAGUCGAUUUAGUACCCCGGUCGCUUUUAUAUGGCGGAACGGAAAAAUGCUGAACCAGCGAAGUUCCAUAAGAAAGUCGAGAAACUGACGCGUGGCGCCCUCCUCAGACGCCGUUACCGCACGAUACUUAACCAAAGAUCAUCAAAAAUAAAUCAAACUUUUAAGAAAGUACUUCGGGGUAAGAUGCUCUCGAUGAUAAGUACAACGACGUCGAAGAAGAUGGACAGAUUGGAAUGUUUGAUCUGUCGGUCAAUACACACAAGUAAUCGGAAACAUAACCCGCCGAGAAGGCUACAAAAUGAGAUCGCUGCUAGCGUCAGCGGAAACAAGGAUGCGAUACUAACGCAGAGUGCAAACCCAAGCACUUUGACUUGGGCACAUGUUGUGCCAACUCAGCGAAAAUGCAAGCUAAUAUCAUCAAAAGGAGGAGAAGCAAGGAGGCGAGAUUAAGCCCUUGUUCGACAGCUGGAAACGUAUAUCAUACGUAAUACUCGUACGGUUAGUAGUAGUAGUAGUAGUAUGGAGAGCCAACGUGUCCAGGAAGUGCGUUCAGAAAGAUACAACCUAUGCACACCCAUGAACAUAUCA